Thamnophis sirtalis is the source of this 1633-nucleotide messenger RNA. Lineage: Eukaryota; Metazoa; Chordata; Lepidosauria; Squamata; Natricidae. The record is from RefSeq and is a predicted model, not a curated record.
AUGGAGCAGCAGCACCACCAACCGCACCACCAGCAGCAGCACCACCAACUGCACCAACAGCAGCAGCACCACCAACCACAACAGCACCACCAACAGCAGCAGCAGCACCACCAACCACAACAACAGCACCAACAGCAGCAGCAGCAGCAGCAGCAAAAGAUGGAAGGAUGCGGUUCUCGUUGGGACAAUCCGUUUCCCAUUGGAAAUAAUAGCCAGAGUCAGCCCAUCCCGGGAAGGAUGACAGACUAUCCCCCAACUGUUCAAAGCCGCUAUACCAACGAGAGCGCCUCAAGUAUCUUGGCAAGCUUUGGAUUGUCCAACGAAGACCUGGAAGAGCUUAGUCGUUAUCCAGACGAUCAGCUGACCCCCGAAAACAUGCCUGUGAUUUUAAGGGACAUCCGCAUGAGGAAAAUGGGUAAUCAGGGGCCAAGCUUGUCUCAUCAGAACAGCGAGGAGAACUUCCGUAGUGAGGAUGGCCGCAGCUCCAUGGUCAAGGGCAAAGUCAUCGACUACGGGCACGAGAGCAAGUACAGAUACGAUGAAGGUCCCCUGGAGGUGAAGGUCUAUGGGGCUGAGAGCACCCCUAAAGACACCCUAAAAGGGUUCCAGACCCAGCAGACUCCGCCAGCCGGCAUAACCAGCAAACAGAUGAAUGCCGUUGAAGAAUUAAUCCGCCAGAUGGGAUUCCAAAGAAGCACACCGAACUCCCCGUCUUUUUUCCCCAUGGACUCGCCUAACAAGAUGUCUGGGUUGUGCACCCCUUCCGCAGGAACUGGGGUAGCGCCGGCAGCCCAGACCAUCAUGCCGACUGUGGCACCACCGCCUCUACCUCGGCCUGCAGUCCCACCUGUCCGGCAAGCUUUGCCUCCCCCGCCGGUAGCUCGGCCCAUGAUGUCACCUAUGAACCAGGCGCCGCCAACUUCUCACCCUCCUCCUUUUGCACCUGAAAUGGUUGGCGGUGUCAACCGCCGUGGGAGGGUUCAUGAGGAAUCCAGACCGAGCCCCAGUGCUCCCCCCGAACCUAACCCCCCUGCUCAGAAACCUUUCCGGAAGGAGAUGGAAGGGCCUAUAAAGUCUCCAUUUGGGGUCGUGAAGGCCUCUUGGCUCCCGGUUUUUCCCAAGAUGGAUGCCCAGAAAAUGAAGAGGCUGCCAACUCCGUCAAUGAUGAAUGAUUAUUAUGCUGCGUCUCCGAGAAUAUUUCCACAUAUGUGUUCUCUAUGUAAUGUAGAAUGUAGACAUUUGAAGGAUUGGCUUCAGCAUCAGAAUUCUUCCACACACCUUGAAAGCUGCCGCCAGCUACGCCAACAAUAUCCUGACUGGAAUCCAGAAUCCCAUUCAUCAGCAAAAAGGCGAGAGGGCGACAGAAAUGAGGACAGCACACCCAGGCGGCGUUCUGCCAGUAUUAGUCCCAGGCGUUCGAGACGCUCCAGUUCUGGGCAUGCCAGACGACGGACUCGGUCCCGAUCCAGGAGUCCCAGGCACAGGUCAAUCAGGCAAAGGAGUCGAAGUCCACGGCCGCAGCCUAAUUUCAGACACAGGUCAAGGUCUCCGUGGCGACCUUAUAACCCCAUUUCGACGUUCCGAAGGUCUUCCAGCAGAGAGAGGGCGUCCAGACGAUAUAUUCGAUCUCCAG